AUGUUUGGUGACCCAACUCUCCGGCCCAAUCCGCGGGAGAGAACAGGGCUUUCGCCCCAGGCCUCACAAGGUCGGGAAGGGUUUCCGCGAGCUCACCCUCUCCACUCGCGCACCCGCCGCCGCUUCCUUUAUCUCACGCACCCGUCGUCGCCUCCUCUCCCUCGCGCAAUUGGGGCCAGCUGUUGGGACGACGUUGAGGACGAGGGCGAUGACGUGGUCGGCCUCCUCCACUCUGUGGAGACAACCAAGGCGGUCGCGGUGGCGGUCGCUAGCAUGCAACCCCACUGAGUCGAGCUCAUACGGCAGCUCGACGCCUCCUGUGAGACACGCCGCCACGAGCCGCCUUCUCCACCCACAUCUGCACGCGCAACACAAAUCUCGUCGUCGGCAGCUUCCACACCGCCACUAUGGCAGCCAGUAGGAGGGCCAGCGACAGCCGCGUCGCCGUUAUUCCUCUGACCCUCUUGCUGAUCGAGAGAGGUGGCUGAGAGAGGUGGACCGGCCGACCGGAUGAGCUUGUGGCUAGCUGGAGGAAGAGGUGAGGAGAUGUAUGAUCUGAAUGGGAGUGGGUAGUGGUGGUGGCCUGGCGACGGACAGCAGUGCAGAGUGACGACCUUGCUGCUGUUGUGUCAUGGCGAGAGUGCUUUAGUAGCUUCUUUAUUUGUUUUGACCAGUCUAUAAAAUAAACAAAGAAUCAUUAGCAAUUAUGUAACCACUUGCUUGUGGAUUGUGGUAAUUAUGUCAUAUACGAUAAAACC
This is a messenger RNA of Zea mays, 758 nucleotides long. RefSeq lists its product as uncharacterized. The record is from RefSeq and is marked validated. Lineage: Eukaryota; Viridiplantae; Streptophyta; Magnoliopsida; Poales; Poaceae. The coding region runs from base 209 to 421 and encodes 70 amino acids. The transcript has 2 exons.